UUAGCGCCGAAAGACUAAAAAUGGCCGAGGUGGAUUUCGGAGACAGUGAGCUUUUCCAACAAUUGGAGGAUUCUGAACCGCCCGUCUCAAGGCACAUUCGUUUCACAGAAGAUGACGACGAAAACAAAGAGACGAACCAGCUUCGCACUAGGAUGGAAGAGUGUGAAGAUAAAAUUGAAAGACUUUCUGAGGAGAAUAAAGUAUUAAGACGCAAACUCAGCAUCUUGACACGACCUAGUGGCAUCACAGUGGAAGAUGUCAACGUCGACGGGCCUCUUCUUCAGAUCCUUUUUACCAACAAUAUUAUGUCAAAGCAAUGCCGUCAGGAACUUGAAGACUGCAUCUGUAGUGUCAUUCUGAAGCACCAGAAACCAGGCAACGAUAAGAAGAUAUCUGUGUAUCAUAUGAAGCCUCAGAAUUCUGCUUUCGAGUUGGAUGAAGAUCCUGUUAAGUUGGCCUCCAGUAGUGUGAGAACCACAACAGAAGCCUUUAAAGUUGUUGGGAGCGUUUUAUAUUUCUCAACCUUCUGUGUUGACAAACUUGGACAGCCGCUGGUGAAUGAAAACCCCCAACUGACUGAUGGAUGGGAUGUACCAACCUACCAGCAGGUCUUUACCCAGGUUAAUGGAACAGAUGGACUGGAAAUGGAAAGUAAAAAAAGACCAAAGUCUAUGUGUUUCAACUGUGGCUCCAGCACCCAUCAACUCAGAGACUGCCCCCAGCCUAAAGACAUGGCUGCAAUCAAUGAAAGAAGAAAAGAGUUUAAUCAGAACUCAAGCCAGGUCACACAGGGCAACCAGAGAUACCACGCUGAUGAAGUGGAAGAGCGCUUUUCCAAAUUCAAACCUGGAGUAUUGAGUGAGGAGCUUUUAGCAGCCCUAGGAGUGGAUGGCAACACCCUACCUCCUCUGAUUUAUCGAAUGAGGUACCUCGGUUACCCUCCAGGUUGGCUCAAGGAGGCAGAGAUGGAAAACUCUGGCUUAUCACUUUAUGAUGGAAAUGCACCCAAUGAGGACACGGGCAACACGUCACAAAACCUCUCCUAUGAUGUUUCCAAACUGGUGGAUUUCCCAGGCUUUAAUGUACCUGCAGCUCAUCAAAUAAAAGAUGAGUUUAUGCACUACGGAUCAAUUCCAAUGCAGACCAGCCACAUGAAGCAAAACUAUGCCGCCUACCUGUCUAACAACUUUCCUAAGCAGUCUGAUGGCAACUCCAACAAAAGGCGACAUGAGUUUGACUCCUCUCCACAUCUCAGGAAAAAGACAAAGUCCAGCCCAGAGCUUAACUCAGACAGAAGCUCCGAUAUGGACAUUGAAUCAGACCCUGGAACACCUUAUUCAAUUGCCUCUGGUGACUUCCAGUUCCAACCACCACUGCCUCCGGGCUCCCCUUGCUAUAAUUCACCUCCUCCUUUACCCCAGGGCACUCCCCCUGCUACACCCACUCCCCCACCUCUCCCUAAAGGUACCCCGCCACCAACUCCCACCAACGGCUCUCCAGCUUUGCGGAGGCGUAACGUGCAGCUAGCUGAUGAGUCUGUGGAGGGAACUGAGGAUGAGCUGACUCUGGAAGAACUGGAGGAGCAGCAGAGGUUGAUCUGGGCAGCUCUAGAAAAGGCGGACACAGCCACAAAUAGCGACAGCGAGACUGCCGCUUCAGGAACACCUGCUCCCAGUUCACCCAGUGUUUCCAUACCAACACGCAUAGACGCUGAAAUGGAAGAUGUCGAAGAGUCAGUGGAUACAGUGAGACCUCCUGAGCCCUGUUAUGACAGUGAAAAUCAGAUGGAACCAGAUGUACAAGAGGGUUCAGCUGCAACACCUGGACCCAUAAAAGUAGAGGAGGAAAGUCCUCAGAGCCCAGAGCCGGAGCCCGUCAGGACCCAAGAUGAGAGCCCUGAAAGCCCAGAUCAAGAAGUCCCCGAAGAGGUUGCUGGAGACGCUUCUGCUAAGAAUCCAGAGAAGGUUGUAGCUGUUCCUCACCGCAGCAAAUUUGCAGCUGGCAUUGUUCCAUUUGAAGAUACCCCUGAAUUCACAGAAGUAGCUGAAGCCACUGGAACAUACCUGAGAAUCAGAGACUUGCUGAAAGGUUCCCCUCGAAGCUUGGCAAAGAAAAAAUGACAUUUGUUGCAUUGAUUCAGAACACAUGGACAGUUUUAAUCUAAAAUUUCUCAUUUUCACUAAAUAUGGCUUUUUUUUUUCUCUUUCGUUUUUAGCCUGUUUAUCUUUAAGACUACAAUGACUACAGCUAAAGUUUCUGUAAUAGAACCCCCCCCCCCCCCCCUUUUUUUUUUUCUUU
Cyprinodon variegatus (sheepshead minnow) is the source of this 2298-nucleotide messenger RNA. It is a transcript of the gene zcchc8, whose product is annotated as zinc finger, CCHC domain containing 8. The record is from RefSeq and is a predicted model, not a curated record. The coding region runs from base 21 to 2120 and encodes 699 amino acids. The transcript has 14 exons. Gene Ontology annotation, molecular function: RNA binding; zinc ion binding. NCBI's taxonomy places the organism in Eukaryota, Metazoa, Chordata, Actinopteri, Cyprinodontiformes, Cyprinodontidae. Gene Ontology annotation, cellular component: catalytic step 2 spliceosome.